AUGUAUAACCGUCCAAGUUCCAAACCUAGAUAUUAAUAACAGCCUACUGUGGAUUCAAUUAAUCUUAAAGAAAAAUAAUUAUACUUAUAAUCAAGCAGCAUAAGUAAAUCAACUGAUCAUUUAUUAAAAUUCUAGAUCCAUUAACAGGUGCCGUCUUGAGACCUGAUUAAUAAUACAAUCAAUAGCAGUAGAAUAAUAAUGCUAAUUUUGAUAAAAAAAUAGCCUUAUAAGCCAGCUCUAUUAGUAUAUUCAUAAUCAAACCUUAGAUCCUCUUACUGGUGCUCCUUUAGUCAGAAAUCCAAUUAGUUAUCAAACAGAGUCAAUCUAAUAAAAAAACACACCCUAUGGUGUCCAAUAAAAUGCAAAUAGCUAUACCACAUCAUCAGGCUAAAUAGGAUCUGGUGCAAAUACUAAUGAUGCCUAAUUUCAAAAGAAUAUGAUUAAAUUUUUUGCAGCUGAUGACCCAAAUCCAAUAUAAUAAAAAUCUCAAUAAAAAUCCAAUAAUGCCUUACCAUCAGAUCCUUAAUUUUAAAAGAAUCUGGUUAAAUUUUUUGCUGCCGAUGAUCCCUCUCAACCCCAGAAAUAUAAUAAUCUUAGACAGAGUAAUUCUAGAUCAAAUAAUUAAUAUCCACAAUAAGGAAAUUAGUAAAAUCAAGGAUAAUAGACAAAAAUUUAAAAUGAUCAAUAAUUUCAACAAAACUUAAAUAGAUUCUUUGCUGCAGAUGAUCCUACUUAAAUUAGAAAAACUCCUUCUAAAAAUUAGUAUCCAAGUCCUAGUCUUAGUCAACAGAAAUACCAACCAUUUAAUGAAGCUCCUCCUGAUCCAAGAUUGGUGAAUGAUCCCAGUUUCUAAAAAAAUCUUAACAAAUUUUAUGCUGCUGAUGACCCUUCUUAACCCAAAAAAUAGGUUUCUAAAUAAUCUCAAUAAUAAUAAUAAUUAAAUGCUAUUGAGUAAAAUAAACUCUAAAGAUUAGAAUAGGAUCCUAGAUUCUAAAAAAAUCUUUAACAAUUUUUUGGAAUAGAAGGUGUAUCUCAGCAAUAAAGGAAUGGCUAAUAGUAAAUCAUUUUCUUAUUAUUCUAGAAACAUUUAAGACACUCUACAGCAAAACAACAAUAAAUCUUCCAAAGUAAUUGCAAUUACUGAUAGCAGUUCAGCAGCAAGAAAUCAAGUGGCAGGUUUCUUCAGAGCAAGAGGUGUAGAAGAUUUUGACGUAUUUACAAAUCCUGGAGGAGUCUUUGGGUUACAAAAUAAUCCAGUUUAAGAGCAAAGUUUGAAGUAUUACUUAGAUACAAUGAGCAAUGCAUAUAUCAUUAAGGAAGUUUAUAUCAUUUCUGUUCUUGACAACAAUAGUGUAUAUUAUAUAUUCAUUAUUGUAGAAUGUAAGAAUAUACUCUAGUUUGAAUGAUAAAAGGUCUCAUUAGAUAGCAAUCUAAGAUUUAAAGACGGUUUUGGAGAAUAAAUUUAAUGUUUAAUAAAAAUUGCAUGGAAUCAUUAUAGAUUAAAGAGGAGCAUCAGAAAAAGCAUUUUGAAAAAAAUAAUCAAAU
Paramecium octaurelia is the source of this 1545-nucleotide messenger RNA. The record is from the annotation of a GenBank genome assembly. Lineage: Eukaryota; Ciliophora; Oligohymenophorea; Peniculida; Parameciidae.